AUGUCAUCACGAGAAGAACGCAGCUGCCGGAUGUGCCACAGCAGCGCCGGGAAAUGUGUUAGUCCGUGUUGCUGCGAUGGGUCCAUCAAAUAUGUGCAUUCGAAGUGUCUUGCACGAUGGGUGCGCCACCGCAAGUCGCUGAUCUGUGAAGUGUGCGGAACACCGUGUAGGGUCGCAAAGCUCUCAAGUUACUCCAUCAGUGCGACUAAUUAUCGCUGGGUAACGCUUAUAUGGAUUUUCUCAAGAGUUUGGAUUCGAGAAAACGCUAGAAUACUUUCCAUUUCUUUGUUGGUGCCCAUCUUUUCGUGGCUAACUUUCGUGUUGGAGGGGUCCCUAAAGGGUGCUGGAAGUAUAUAUUCACCUGUCAAAGUAACGUUAACACACACCCACACGUUGAGUGAAUGGGGACCUACAGAAGCUCUGUCAUAUACAGUGUGGGUCCUUACAAAACUUACUGCAGCUUCAAUGUUACUUAAACUUGUACGGGAACACUGGCCCGGUAUCGAACCCUUUGUUAGGGAAGCACCCAACGCGGACGAGCAGGGGAGGCCUGUCCUCGAAGGCCGUGCGGUAAAUCAAUUGCAAAACUGGCGCACCGACGCCGUCGAAGAGGGGAAAGAGGGCGAAUAUGAUGCGUCUGGAGAGGGAGGUGAUGUCGAAGGGGAGCCGAUGGUUAGUGCAACAUCGGGUCUCAUUGUGGAGGUGGCCGUGCAUCCCAGGGACGAUGGGGUUGUUUUACAGGCUAUUGAAGCUGCACAUAGUGAUGCUGGCAAGUCGAAAACGCUCCGAGGAAAAUUGAAGGAGGAGUUGCUACACCUCGUUCUCCCCUUCUUCUUUCUUAACGUUUUCUGUACCGUAUUGUGCGUACUAGCACCAGAGGUGGUGCGCAUUAAGAUGUGGGAGCUUUGGGUAGCCGUUGACGGUAAUUCCCGUGCUUGGGAAGUUGCGGAUACCUUAUUGGCAACGUUGUCCCCAUCGGAGAAUGUGGCCCGUAUGCGGGGUGCGAUGGUCAAGCCACUCAUUGAAGCACUGGGUUCUUCAGACCUACUGCAUGCCCCUUUAUACUUUGCCAGACUGACAUUUGUUAUUUGGAUAGUUGUCUUUGUCAUGAAGGGGGUUCGCUGUGUGCCUCUCCGAACUUUCGUACUUGAAGCAUUGUCGCUGCUUCGGUGCAUCAUGGCUGCUCUGGUGCUACCCACCUUCUUCAUUCGAACAACAACGCUUUUGGUUCUUUUUUUGUCUAUGGACUUCUUUGAUGACGACCGGAACGUUGGUAUUGCGGAGGAUAAAAAGAGGGCGUGGCAGGUAAUAACGACUCCCGUAUCUGUUAGGCAUGAGGAUGAGCGCCCAACAACCCUCCUUGUACUGAAGUCGUUGAAGACUGUGUUGGGAUCAGAGCGGAGGGAAGUGUGUUUUGAUUUCGGGGCAGCGCGGGUGCUUCGAAGUGGAAUCAAUGCAACGGUCGAUCAAGGUGUGACACUGGAUGGAGAGGAAGCUGAGGACCCAGUAUUAUUUUUUCUCUUCGCACUUUCGGUUAUUGUUUCCGUGGUGGAUAUGCCUUCGAUGUGGCCGGCAAGUGAUGUCAUCUUGGCUGUCGUAAUUUCUCAGUUUUUCUUUAUCGUAGGGUUUGCUACGCGUCUUCCAGGAAGGUGGUUUCGUUGGACUAUGCUACAUAAGGUUGCAUCUGUCACUGGGUUGCGUCAGCUUUGUGCACUUCUUGAUUUGUGGGCCCUUCUUCGAGUGUGUGCAGAAAUAAAUUUCAUUGUGGCGGUUAUUUGCGGAGGGUUUCUUCCAUACGCUUUCGGUGCAUAUCAAUUCUUCUCCCGGAACGACAAGCCGCUGGUGUUGCUGGUAACCCGCAACUUGUUAUCAUCAUUUAGGUGGGCAAAAGGUGUGUUUAUGCUGGUAGACGUUUCGCUUAAUAUCGCGUGGUACGUGGAUAGUCGUUUGGGUGACAAGAUGGGGGAGCUAUUCGAUGUCAGGGGCCUGGCGUUGGGGGAUGGUAUCUCGAUCACAGGAUUUCUCUCAAAGGCUCUGCGCUGCACGGCUUUUGUUGCAUGCAGUUCCAUAUGUUCUUGCAUUUGGAUAGGGAUAUGCCUUGCUCUAUUUGACUGCCUGGUGGUCCGCAGCUCAUGCUUUGUCGAUACCUUCUUUUAUGGGUGUCGGUGUAUAAUAACCGUUUACAUGAUAAAUGACAACGAGGCAUGGAGUCGGAUGCUGAGCAUUGUGGAGCUUCCCUUUAAGGGGGUUCGUCAGUUUACUGAGUGGAAGUGUCGUUGGCUAUUUAGUUCAUCUUUCGGUAUUUGGGCAGGCCCACAGUACGUGGAUGGGGUAAAUGUUGCUCAGCGAGAAUUAACUCUCAUUACGGGUAUGCCUACUUGGUACACCCAUUUGUGUUGUAGCAGAAUCAUGGUUGCUCUCGACGAAUUGCAGCGGAACGCCACAGCCGACGACGCUGAGGUCAUCCAACGAGUAGCAAUAGAAAUUACACCACUCAUCCGACGGGAAGAACAAGCAUGUACACUGACGGAAGAGCAGAUGAUGAUACUCUUUAGGUGCCUAAAAUUUCCUGGCAUGGGGCGCCUUCUUACUUUACUAUUGGUUGCUGCGUUGUUGCUGCUGGCUCUUCCCUUCAUGGUUGGUGCUUGUGUCGUCUCCUCCGUUUUGGCGCUUUUUCUUUCCCCGUCCUGUGUUGUCGCGUCGGGUUUUGUGUGUGGUUUUCUAUGGGUUGUGGGCGUGGUGGCAACAGGUACACUCAUAAUCCUCACUGAUAAGCUGAAAAGUGACCUGGGGCCUGUGAGGCUUUACUUUUCCUGUGGUUGUCACCACAUGCCACUAUUUGAAGCGUUAGCUUUCGCAGUGAUGCCUAUUUUUAUGACGACAACAACAUUUAUAGUUUUCCCAUUUGCGCUGGCGGUAAUGGCUUGGCCGCACGUACGGCAAGUCGACUCUUUUGGUGCUUUCUUCAUGCGCUUCGAUAUUGCCACGUUGUGUUUAAUCUUUAGGCUGCUGUUGAGAUGCUGGACAAGACUAUCACCCGCCGUGUUCGCUUUUUUUGGGAGAGUACAGCAAGUGCGCGUACGUAACGACGGUGAGAACAGCAGAGUGGUAUCAGCACCUCAAGAAGUGGCUGCUCCCGCUGCAGCGAAACCGGGGGCCAGUGCAGUUUUAAUGGUGCGUGAAGCAACUGCUAAUAUGUGGAAGGGCUGUGUCGAUGUGGGUUUCGAGUGCUGUGCAAAACUGUGCUAUGUGAGAAACCACAUCCUGCGUCGCCUGGUUGAAACUGCGGAAAGCGAAAGCAUUGUAGGUGUUGCAUUCAUCGACAGACCCACGUAG
Trypanosoma brucei brucei TREU927 is the source of this 3336-nucleotide messenger RNA. RefSeq lists its product as hypothetical. The transcript has a single exon. Gene Ontology annotation, cellular component: endoplasmic reticulum membrane. Gene Ontology annotation, molecular function: zinc ion binding. The record is from RefSeq and is a predicted model, not a curated record. NCBI's taxonomy places the organism in Eukaryota, Euglenozoa, Kinetoplastea, Trypanosomatida, Trypanosomatidae. Bases 1 to 3336 code for a protein of 1111 amino acids.